GAUCGAUUAGAAGAUACCAAAGACAAAUGUAAAAACAGCAAAAUGAGUGACGCCAGUACAUUUGAAUGUGACGAAAAAUUUCUAGUGGCUUUUUGCACGUCAAACGCCACGCCAGUUGAGGGUUUUCGUCUCGCUGAAGUCGUGGUGCAGACACGAGCAACGAAGUCUGUCGCUAGGCUGCCUUCGGCACAUCUAGUCAAUGCUAAUUUGCGUCAUUUCGUUUUCGAAGUGCAUUGUUCGAAAAAUGUUUUGUACGUACGAUCGACGCUUAGUAUUUUUUAUCAAUUCAAGCUCUUGCCCUUUGCGACUGCUCAUUGUUACAACAGAAACGUCGGAACUUGGCCCGACGACACUGCUCUCCUCGAGAAACAUCAUCAUAUUUCGCAAAAAUGUCUCGUAUCAGCUGCAAUGAAAUCCAUAAUUUAAUGCAAAACUUAAAAAACGCCAUUAAGCCUUCGGUUCGAUUAUGAAUACAAAGAAUUUCAACAAGUUAUUUUGUAUUUCGAUGAAAUUUUUUGGGAAAUCAAUCAAGGACAUCCAUUAGAUUUUUUACCUUGGCUUUUGCCUUUUUACAUUUAUCACACGCAAAAAAUAUGUCAUUGGUCUUCCACUAUUCGCAAAUUUAUUUUGGAGCGGGUAAUUAAUGAAAGAGAGUUGCAUAUCGAUAUAUGUAGAUGAACCAGACAUUGAUUUUACAGAUGCGCACUUGAAGAGUCUUAUAGAAAAUAAAAACGUGUCACGUAAUACAAUAAUUUUUAUGCUAGAAGAUUUUAUAGGUGGUCACUCAGCUGUUGGAAACUUAGUUAUGCUAGCUCUUGCUUACGUAGCCAAGGAUCCUGUUAUAAGAAAAAAAAUUCAAUGCGAAAUCGAUUGUGUAUCAGAAAGCAGUCAACGAACUAUUACCUUACAUGAUAUGGAUAAAAUGCCUUAUACCAUGGCUACCAUACUGGAAGUCUUACGAUACUCAUCGUCACCUAUUAUUCCGCAUGUAGCCACAGAAGAUACAUCGAUAUUAGGUUAUGGCGUUACUAGCGGCAGUAUUGUUUUUAUAAAUAAUUAUGUGCUCAACAUGAGCCAUAAGUACUGGAAGGAUCCUGAUAGAUUUCAAAGGUUUUUAGAAGUGACUAGCAGUGUGUCAAUGCCACCAAAAUGCCAUGACAAAAGGAGAUGCUCGGAAGAGUCUGAUUCAGGUAUUGAGUUUGAAAAAGAUGCAAGAAUACACAAUUCUUCUGUUCAACAUCGAUAUAUAUAAGCUAAAUAAACAAAAAAUGAGAGAAAACUAUAAGCCAAAAAAAUUGCAACUUAAAAAAAAUAUUCCCCAUCUUUUGCCUUUUAGUUUUAGAAAGCGCACAUGCAUUGGACAAAAUUUAGUGCGUGGAUUUGGAUUUGUUUUGUUAGCCAAUAUAAUACAAAACUACAAUAUAAAUAGUGUUGAUCUUUCAACAAUUUAAAUAAAACCUGCUCUCGUAGCUUUACCUACAAUUUGCCUUCCGUUAGUAUUAAUGGUUGAAACACGUAUAUAAUAUUCAACAUACAUACAUACAUACAUUUAAUUUAAAUUGAAUUAUUUUAGUAAGGUAGUGCAAUUGUAUUUGUUUUAAUGCCUUUCUGUUUUUGCUCACACAUUUAAAGUAUUGCAUUAAGAAUUAAAGAAGCACAUUAAAUUAUUAAGGAUUAUAAAUAGCUUAUUAGGGAUUACCAUGAUUCACGUAAAGCUUAAAAGCAUAUUCUAUAAAUAUAUAUUCUAAAUAUUGUUCGAUAUAUGUAUGUCUAACAUAUAUAUAUUUAUUAAAAUAAAUAAUA
Molecule: messenger RNA, 1803 nt
Organism: Drosophila montana
Lineage: Eukaryota; Metazoa; Arthropoda; Insecta; Diptera; Drosophilidae
Product: cytochrome P450 307a1-like
Exons: 2
Coding region: 644-1252 (202 amino acids)
Molecular function (GO): heme binding; iron ion binding; oxidoreductase activity, acting on paired donors, with incorporation or reduction of molecular oxygen
Source: RefSeq, a predicted model, not a curated record